Messenger RNA from Zonotrichia albicollis (white-throated sparrow), 4418 nucleotides. RefSeq names its product N-alpha-acetyltransferase 15, NatA auxiliary subunit (gene NAA15). Gene Ontology annotation, biological process: N-terminal peptidyl-methionine acetylation. Gene Ontology annotation, cellular component: NatA complex; cytoplasm. Gene Ontology annotation, molecular function: protein binding. NCBI's taxonomy places the organism in Eukaryota, Metazoa, Chordata, Aves, Passeriformes, Passerellidae. The record is from RefSeq and is a predicted model, not a curated record.
GGGAGCCCGGCGCGCGCGGCGGCCGGAGGGGCCGGGAAGGAGCGGGAAGGGCCGGGAAGGGCCGGGCCCGCGGGCGGCGGGAGCUGCGGAAUUCCAGCGGCGAGGCUCGCGGCGGCGGCGGCCGAGCGGCGGAGACGGGACGUAGCCCGCCCGCCCGCCCGCCCACUCAGUCUCCUCCUCGGAACCCCUCGGCGGCGCCGGAGCCGGCGGCGGGGAGGAUGCCGUCCGUGAGCCUGCCGCCCAAGGAGAACGCGCUCUUCAAGCGCAUCCUGAGGUGUUAUGAACAUAAGCAGUAUAGAAAUGGGCUGAAGUUCUGUAAACAGAUCCUUUCCAAUCCCAAGUUUGCAGAACAUGGAGAAACCUUGGCAAUGAAAGGACUGACACUGAACUGUCUUGGGAAGAAAGAGGAGGCUUAUGAACUUGUGCGCAGAGGCCUGAGGAAUGACCUGAAGAGUCAUGUCUGUUGGCACGUCUAUGGCCUUCUUCAGAGGUCAGACAAGAAGUAUGAUGAAGCUAUCAAAUGCUACAGAAAUGCACUGAAAUGGGACAAAGACAAUCUUCAAAUCCUGAGAGACCUUUCUCUGCUACAGAUUCAAAUGAGGGAUCUUGAAGGGUACAGGGAAACAAGAUACCAGUUGCUUCAGCUCCGACCCGCACAGCGAGCAUCAUGGAUCGGUUAUGCCAUCGCUUACCAUUUGCUGGAAGACUACGAAAUGGCAGCAAAAAUUUUAGAGGAAUUUAGGAAGACACAGCAGACAUCACCUGACAAAGUGGACUAUGAGUACAGUGAGCUGCUGCUCUAUCAAAACCAAGUCCUCCGGGAAGCAGGGCUUUUUAAAGAAGCCUUGGAGCAUCUUUGUACCUAUGAAAAGCAGAUCUGUGAUAAACUGGCUGUUGAAGAAACUAAAGGAGAACUCCUGCUUCAGCUUGGCAGACUUGAAGAAGCAGUUGAUGUCUACAAGGGACUGCAAGAAAGAAAUCCUGAAAACUGGGCUUAUUACAAAGGCUUAGAAAAGGCACUUAAGCCAGCUAAUAUGAUGGAGAGACUAAAGAUCUAUGAGGAGGCCUGGACUAAAUACCCAAGGGGACUAGUUCCAAGAAGAUUACCAUUAAACUUUUUGUCUGGUGAAAAGUUCAAGGAAUGUCUGGACAAGUUCUUAAGGAUGAAUUUCAGCAAAGGUUGCCCACCAGUCUUCAACACUUUGAGGUCAUUAUAUAAAGACAAAGAGAAGGUGGCAAUCAUAGAAGAGCUCGUGAUAGGUUAUGAAACCUCUCUAAGAAGCUGCAGGUUAUUUAACCCAAAUGAUGAUGGUAAAGAAGAACCUCCAACCACUUUACUCUGGGUCCAGUAUUACUUGGCUCAGCAUUAUGAUAAAAUUGGACUGCCAUCCCUGGCUCUAGAAUAUAUAAAUGCUGCUAUAGAAAGUACUCCCACUUUGAUAGAACUCUUCCUUGUGAAGGCAAAAAUUUAUAAGCAUGCUGGAAAUAUUAAAGAAGCUGCAAGGUGGAUGGAUGAAGCUCAGGCUUUGGACACAGCAGACAGAUUUAUCAACUCCAAAUGUGCAAAAUAUAUGUUGAAAGCAAACUCCAUUAAAGAAGCUGAAGAAAUGUGUUCUAAGUUUACACGGGAAGGAACCUCGGCAGUAGAGAACCUUAAUGAAAUGCAGUGCAUGUGGUUUCAGACAGAGUGUGCACAGGCCUACAAGGCAAUGAACAAAUUUGGAGAAGCACUUAAGAAAUGCCAUGAAAUUGAGAGACACUUUGUAGAAAUCACGGAUGACCAGUUCGACUUCCACACCUACUGCAUGAGGAAGAUCACCCUCAGGUCUUAUGUGGAUUUGUUAAAACUAGAAGAUGUGCUUCGACAACACCCCUUCUACUUCAAAGCAGCACGCAUUGCCAUAGAGAUCUACUUGAAACUUCAUGAUAAUCCCCUAACAGAUGAGAAUAAAGAGCAUGAGGCUGACACAGCAAACAUGUCUGACAAGGAGCUAAAGAAGCUACGAAAUAAGCAGAGAAGAGCCCAGAAGAAAGCACAACUGGAGGAGGAGAAGAAAAAUGCUGAGAAGGAGAAGCAACAGAGGAAUCAGAAAAAGAAGAAGGAUGAUGAUGAUGAAGAAAUUGGAGGACCGAAAGAGGAACUGAUCCCUGAGAAACUGGCAAAGGUUGAAGCACCUUUGGAAGAAGCCAUUAAAUUUUUAACACCCUUGAAGAAUUUAGUGAAGAACAAAAUAGAGACUCAUCUUUUUGCCUUUGAGAUUUAUUUUCGAAAAGAGAAGUUCCUUCUGAUGCUUCAGUCUGUGAAGAGAGCCUUUGCCAUUGAUUCCAGUCAUCCUUGGCUCCACGAGUGCAUGAUUCAUCUCUUCAGCAGUGUAUCUGAAAGUAAGGAUCUGCCUGAUGCUGUUAGAACAGUGUUAAACCAAGAAAUGAAUCGGCUUUUUGGAGCAACUAAUCCAAAGAACUUCAAUGAAGCUUUCCUUAAAAGGAACUAUGACUCACUGCCACAUAGGUUAUCAGCUGCCAAAAUGAUGUACUACUUAGAUCCUUCCAGUCAGAAAAGGGCAGUGGAACUGGCAAUGACCCUGGAUGAAUCCCUUAUUAACAGAAAUCUUCAGACUUGUAUGGAGGUAUUAGAAGCUUUAUGUGACGGUAGCCUUGGAGACUGUAAAGAAGCAUCUGAAACUUACAGAGCAAAUUGUCAUAAGCUUUUCCCUUAUGCUUUGGCUUUCAUGCCCCCUGGAUAUGAAGAGGAUAUGAAGAUCACAGUUAAUGGAGAUAGUUCUGCAGAACCUGAAGAACUGGCCAAUGAAAUAUGAACAACUUUAUUGCAAAAAAAUGACGUUGGACCAUAUCUGGUGUAUAAUAUUUUUGUCACGCACCUGCUGAAUUGUUCUAACUUACACAAAGAACAGAAGGAAAAAAACCCCGUUGCCUUCAAAUAGUUUUACUUUUUUUUUAUCCUGCUGACAAAGUAUAUAUAUAAAAUAUCUAACAUAUUACUGGUUAUAGAUUGUUUGGUUUCUUAAAAAUUAAAAGCUGCUAAAAUUGAAAAAAAGGAAAAAAUAAACAACCCUUUUCCUCACCUACCCACCCAUGUUUUUAAACUAAUUUAUAUGAGACCUGGAGGUGUAUAGCCCUCAGAGCAGGUGUGUGGCAGAAAUAUUAAAUUUAAAUUUGUCUUGUGAGAUUACUGUUAUCUCAGACAGCAAAACUGCUGUUUUAGCACUGGAUUCUUUCACUGAGCACAAAGAGUUGAUGGGGCUUUAGCAUCUGACUGAUUUUGAUACGGGGGAUGAUUGUGUCCAUAGGAAGUAUGCAAUGUGAAUCAGAAUAUAGAGAAACCCACAACGUACUUGUUACGUUGGGGUGCUUGGACAUACGGAUAUCAACCAGAAUUAAGAAACAUAGUGUGUUCAAUAAGCUUGUUGUGUCUCUGAAAUUCACUGUACACGAUCAGUUCGGUGUUCUUGCACCACAGUUUUUACCUGAAGGAAGGAACCAGUUACAAUGGUCUCUCUUGGAAUUAAACUCGGGGUGGGGAGGGGAGAAUCAGCAUUGCUGUUCUUGAGAUGAACCUAUCGGCAUAGGUUGGCCAAACUUUUUAAAACUGUAAUGCAAGAACCAAAUAAAAUUAUGCACUGUGAUGUGGCACCAAUUAGAAAGAUCGCAUGCAUUUUUCACGUAGAGUGAAAACAAAAUGAGAACAUACUAUGGCUUGAAGUUGCAAAGAGGAAAACUCCUGACUACCAUUUUGACUGAUCAAGAGACUAAUAGAUUAAAACCUCAGCAGGCCUUGUUCACGUUAUGCAGAAAAAAAUAAAAGUGCUGCAGUUUAGAUACCUCUGGAACUUUUCCACAGUGUCACAGGUUUGUAAUACUUGAAGCCCUACAUUUCUAAGAAUAUAUUUCUUGCUCAGUUGUUUCAGGCAAGCCCAAGACUUUGUAACUUUUAAGGGGCCCAAGAUUUUUUUUUCAAUAACAGACCAGCUUCUUAUUCCUGCAGUUACAGAUGUAAUUUCCUUUGUCAAACAUAAGGUACCAAAUAUAAUGCAAUAAAACCUUUUGAAAAACACCUGUGUGAAUAUUCCAACCGAUCUGUGUUGUACUUGGACAGUGAAUGGGUUUGCUGGAGUGCAGCUCAGGGCUGGCUCACUGUGCUGUCCAGUCAUGCUAACAAUGUCACUGCUGACGAUGGGUGGUCAUUGAGUAUAAAGUGCAAAUGCAUCUGUGUAAAUACUGAAUGUCUGGGAAGUCCUAUAACAAAAUGCUUUGCUACUCGGCUUCUAAGUUCCACCAGUGUUUCCAAGUCAAGCUUCAGUCUAUAAGUCUACUGUGUUAAUAAUAUAGAUAAGUACUCAAAUGUUUUCUUAUGUAGGCUCAUCAUAUAAAACAGCAGAAAUAAACUACAGCUUACAAAG